Condylura cristata (star-nosed mole) is the source of this 3925-nucleotide messenger RNA. It is a transcript of the gene ARVCF, whose product is annotated as armadillo repeat gene deleted in velocardiofacial syndrome. The coding region runs from base 259 to 3147 and encodes 962 amino acids. Gene Ontology annotation, molecular function: cadherin binding. Gene Ontology annotation, biological process: cell-cell adhesion; cell-cell junction assembly. The transcript is spliced from 20 exons. Gene Ontology annotation, cellular component: cytoplasm; nucleus; plasma membrane. The record is from RefSeq and is a predicted model, not a curated record. Lineage: Eukaryota; Metazoa; Chordata; Mammalia; Eulipotyphla; Talpidae.
AGUGGCUUGCGCGCUGUACAGUGGAGGGUCCGCCCCCGCACCUGGCCAAGUUGAGGCCCGGCGGGUUGCCGUCGGCACUGUGCAGUGGGGACGCUCAGUGAGCGGCCCGAAGGCGCCUGUCUAGGAGCUGGGGCCGCGCUGCGGUACCGCCCACGCCGCGCUCCAGUGUCCUCUGGCUUCCCUCAGAUGCUGGACCCCACAGGAUGAGUGUCAGAAUCUGCUAAUCGACCUUCAAGACAGCCAGCAGGCAUCCCAAUCAUGGAGGAUUGCAACAUGCACUCAGCUGCGAGUAUCCUGGCCUCGGUGAAGGAGCAGGAGGCCCGCUUUGAGCGGCUGACAAGGGCGCUGGAGCAGGAGCGACGCCAUGUUGUCCUACAGCUGGAACGAGCUCAGCAACCUGGUGUGGGCAAUGGUGGCAUAGGCAGUGUGCAGCCCCUGCCAAUGGCCUGGCAACAACUGGUCCUGCAGGAGCAGAGCCGGGGAAGCCAGGCUUCUCUUGUCACAAUGCCAGAGGCACCUGAGGUACUGGAGGAAACAGUGACAGUGGAGGAGGACCCUGGCACACCUACCUCCCAUGUGUCCAUUGUCACCUCAGAAGAUGGCACUACCCGACGCACCGAGACCAAGGUCACCAAGACAGUCAAGACAGUGACCACACGAACCGUUCGCCAGGUGCCUGUGGGUCCAGAUGGCCUCCCACUGUUGGACAGUGGACCCCCACUAGGCCCUUUCCCUGAUGGCCCCCUGGACCGGCACUUCCUGUUACGUGGGGGUGGCCCAGCAGCCACGCUAUCCCGUGCCUACCUCAGCAGUGGGAGCAGCUUUCCUGAUGGGCCUGAGCCCCGUGAAGUUCCCAGCUAUGGCAGCCUGUCCCGUGGGCUGGGUGUCCGACCCCCGCGUGGUGGCCCCCUUGGCUCAGGUCCCAGUGAUGGCUGCUUCACACUGCCUGGGCGCCGUGAGACAUUUCCAGUGGGCCCUGAGCCAGUGACUCCGGCUGGCCGCUCCCAGCCUGAGCACUUCCAGGCAGAGCCAUAUGGCCUGGAGGAUGACACUCGAAGCCUGACUGCUGAUGAAGAGGGUGGCCCAGAACUGGAGCCUGACUAUGGCAUGACUGCCCGGAGGAGGCCUGACUGUGGACGAGGCUUUCGCACCAGGGCUUAUGAGGAUGUGGCAGAUGAUGGUGGUGAGCUGAUGGAGGAACGACCCCCAUUUCCAGCUGUGACAGCACCCCUGGCCCAGCCAGAACGGGGCAGCCUGGGCAGCCUGGACCGGGUGGUGCGGCGUUCGCCCUCUGUCGACAGUGCCCGCAAGGAGCCACGCUGGCGGGACCCUGAGCUGCCAGAAGUACUGGCCAUGCUGCGGCACCCUGUGGACCCUGUGAAGGCCAAUGCAGCUGCCUACCUGCAGCACUUGUGCUUUGAAAAUGAGGGCAUCAAGAGGCGUGUGCGACAGCUACGGGGGCUGCCGCUGCUCGUGGCUUUGCUGGACCACCCUCGGGCAGAAGUGCGGCGCAGGGCCUGUGGGGCACUGCGGAACCUCUCCUAUGGCCGGGACACUGAUAACAAAGCUGCCAUCCGGGACUGUGGUGGUGUGCCUGCCCUGGUGCGCCUGCUGCGGGCAGCCCGGGACAAUGAGGUUCGAGAGCUAGUCACUGGCACACUCUGGAACCUGUCAUCCUAUGAGCCCCUGAAGAUGGUCAUCAUUGACCAUGGCCUACAGACGCUAACACACGAAGUCAUUGUGCCCCAUUCGGGCUGGGAGCGUGAGCCCAACGAGGACUCUAAGCCACGGGAUGCAGAGUGGACAACUGUCUUCAAGAAUACCUCGGGCUGUUUGAGGAACGUGAGCUCGGACGGUGCAGAGGCCCGGCGGCGACUCCGGGAGUGUGAAGGGCUGGUGGAUGCACUCUUACAUGCCCUGCAGUCAGCCGUGGGCAGGAAGGAUACGGACAACAAGUCGGUGGAGAAUUGCGUGUGCAUCAUGCGGAACCUGUCCUACCACGUGCAUAAGGAGGUGCCAGGGGCCGAUAGGUACCAGGAGACUGAGCCUGGGCCCCUGGGUGGCGCUGUGGGCCCCCAGCGCCAGAGGAGGGAUGAUACCGGCUGCUUCGGUGGCAAGAAGGCCAAAGAGGAGUGGUUCCAUCAAGGGAAGAAAGAUGGUGACAUGGACCGGAACUUUGAUACCCUGGACCUCCCCAAGCAAACAGAGGCUGCCAAAGGCUUUGAGCUGCUGUACCAGCCUGAGGUGGUACGUCUCUACCUCUCCCUCCUCACUGAGAGCCGGAACUUUAAUACCCUCGAGGCUGCUGCUGGUGCCCUACAGAACCUCAGCGCUGGCAACUGGAUGUGGGCCACAUACAUUCGUGCCACGGUGCGCAAGGAGCGUGGACUGCCAGUGCUCGUAGAGUUGCUGCAGUCUGAGACCGACAAGGUGGUGCGUGCCGUUGCCAUUGCCCUUCGCAACCUGUCUCUGGACCAGCGCAACAAGGACCUCAUUGGGAGCUAUGCCAUGGCAGAACUGGUGCGGAAUGUGCGCAGUGCACAGGCUCCAGCUAGACCUGGCGCCCGCCUGGAGGAGGACACGGUGGUGGCUGUGCUCAACACUAUCCAUGAGAUUGUGUCCAACAGUCUGGACAACGCACGCUCGCUCCUGCAAGCCCGAGGCGUGCCUGUGCUGGUGGCACUGGGUGCAGCCAGCCAAUCCAUGCGUGAGGCAAAGGCUGCAACCCACGUGCUGCAGACAGUGUGGAGCUACAAGGAGCUGCGUGGUGCCCUGCAGAGGGAUGGCUGGUCCAAGGCCCGCUUUCAGUCAGCUACUGCUAACAUCAAGGGGCCUAAGGGAGCAGCGAGUCUUGGUGGCUUUGAGGAUAGCAUGCUUCCACUGGUGGACAAGAGCCUCGAUAGUGAAAAACCUAGCAGCCAGGAUGUGAUACCCCUGGAGACUCUGGGCCCAGAUGGAUACUCCACCACAGACCGAAGGGAGCGGAGGGCUCGAGGCAGUGAUCCUGCAGGCGAGCUUUCUGAGAAGGAACCAUUGAAACCCGACCCUGGCAGAAAGGUCCCUCCUCCUGGGCCCAGCAGGCCCUCAGUCAGGCUGGUGGACGCCGUGGGGGACACUAAACCUCAACCUGUUGACUCCUGGGUCUAGCUUGCAUGCCUGGGCCCAAGCCCAGCCAUCUGUUCUUAGGGAUCUGAUCACAGGGAGAAGGAAACUUCUGGGCCGUCCUGCGCAGACCUUGCUGUGGCACUCGGAGCCCCCUUGCGGCAGGGUUUGGCAGUACUUCUCGCUGAGCCAGGCCAGACAUUCUGGACACAACUCCUUCCUGCCUCCUUGUUCCCUACUCUCUCCCCCCAGGUCAUAGGUCAUGCUGUGUGUGUGUGUGUGUGUGUGUGAGAGAGAGAGAGAGAGAGAGAGAGAGAGAGAGAGCAUGCGCGAGAGAGAGAGCUGCAGGACAGGAUACCUGGCUUGGCUUCGGCGCUGCCAGUAGUAGUACGUGUUCCUAUCUAUGCAGUGCCCCUGCUCAGGCAGCUGUGAGGGGCUCCUCUAGGCCCUAGGUUUCCUUGCAUGGCCUGCAGACCAUGGAUGUGUGGCUGCUCCAGGGAGGCUGUCCCAGAAGUGAAGCUUGAGAGGCAGUGAGAUGGGAGUCAGGCUGUGCUUGUCCCCAGCUGCCCUUGGACAGGUGGAGCCCCGCCUAGUGGAGGCGUCCUACGGGGCCUGUCUGAAUAGCGCUGCUGGAACUGACUGUUGGUAACAGCUGGGGACUGCUGUUCAGUGCCUGCUGUUUGUGACAUAAAAACAGAAGAAAAUAACUCACAAAAAUAAUUAAAAGCAAAACCAUAGUAUGAUUGGUUAUUAGCUAACAUCUAAAUUUUUGUAAGAAAAUUUGAAAAUUAAAAUAGCAACAAAGUAACUUCUGUCCUCUGUG